UGUUGCCUAUGGAAGAGAGAGAGAUACAUAAACCCAAAAGCCUGCAGCUGGGGUUCCCUGCACAGAGGCAGCACUGCGCAGGAUACUGAGAGAGAGAGAGGGAGGGAGAGACAGAGAGAGAGGAAGAGAGAGAGAGAGAGAGGGAGGGAGAGACAGAGAGGAAGAGAGAGAGAGAGAGCGAGAGAUCAGACUUGCCACAUCCCUGCCAAGGGUGAGCAUUUACGCGCGAUCCAGUCGCCAGUAUCUCCAGCAGCUCUGCUCCAUCACCAGGACUAAUUUCAUCAUGACAACUUUUAAACUCUUUAUUCCAACAUAAGCUGUUUUUCAUCUGUGUGGUGCGUGGAGGGGAGGGAAAAAAACACACCAACUUUACGCACCAUCUGUGCUUCGGAUGAAGUUAUUCCAUCUUCUCACCAUCUUUGGUGCCAAUUAUACAGCCUGUGUGUCGAAGCCUGCCCGGUCGCCACUGACCCUGUUACCCAGCUUUAAUGUCAACUCUCUGGCUCCUAAGUGGAGGGAAUUACCCCACUUUUAGUCUCCUGUUAGGACAAAAAGAAGAGCAACACAGCAAAAUGCAGAGCUUGACUCUUUUUCAACCCGUGCGCUCUGUUCAGGGUCUGACUGCUCUUGCUCUCUGGUGAAACACAGGGUCAGGACUGUGUGGAUAAAAACCCGGAGGGUUUUGACAUUUUCAGCCUCGCUGUCUUUUUUUAAUUCUGUUUCUCCUCUUCUGGCCUCGGUGCUGUUUUUGGGAGGGGGCCCAGAUGAUGGGGUGGUGCUGCUCAGGCAUAUGCAGAGCCCUGGCUCUCCUGGCGCUCCUGUUCCCCUUGCGGGAGAGAGGCUGCUGGGGGCUGAAUCCCAGCUCUGGGGAUCUGGAGAAGUCCCCACACUCUGAUCCAGACCCCUGGGAGGCCCUGCACAGACACAAACGCAGCUGGGUAUGGAACCAGUUCUUCGUAUUGGAGGAGUACACAGGAAAUGAACCUCUCUAUGUUGGCAAGCUACACUCAGAUGUGGACAAAGGAGAUGGCAAGGUGAAGUAUGUGUUAGCUGGCGAGGGCGCCACCUCCAUUUUCACCAUUGAUGAGAACACAGGGGAUAUCCACGCCACGAAGCGCCUCGAUCGGGAGGCACAGGCCUACUACACCCUCUCAGCUCAAGCUGUAGACCGAAUCACCAAUAUACCCGUGGAGCCCAGGUCUGAGUUUGUGGUCAAGGUCCAGGACAUCAACGAUAAUGAGCCAAAGUUUCUUGAUGGACCGUACUUGGCAGGAGUACCAGAGAUGUCACCCUUAGGAACCAUGGUAGUGCAAGUGGCAGCCACAGAUGCAGAUGACCCGACAUAUGGGAACAGCGCCAGGGUGGUCUACAGCAUCGUCCACGGACAGCCCUACUUCUCAGUGGAGCCCAAGACAGGUGUCAUCAGAACAGCUCUGCCCAACAUGGACCGGGAGACGAGGGACCAGUACGUGCUCGUCAUCCAGGCCAAAGACAUGGUGGGCCAGAUGGGCGGCCUCUCCGGCACCACCUCCGUCACUGUCACGCUUACCGAUGUCAACGACAACCCGCCACACUUCACUCACAAGAACUAUCAGUACACGGUGCCGGAGUCGCUGCCCGUGCAAUCUGUGGUGGCCAGAAUCAAAGCGGCGGACGCUGAUAUAGGCUCCAACGCAGAGAUGGACUACAGGAUCAUGGACGGCGAGAGUCUCGGCAUGUUCAACAUAACAACAGAUGAGAACUCGCAAGACGGGGUCGUCAUCCUUCUGAAGCCUCUAGACUUUGAAACAAAGAGCAGCUUCUCUCUGAGAAUCGAGGCCACAAACAGGAAUAUUGACUCCAACUUCUUGAGCUCGGGCCCAUUUAGCGACACGACAUCAGUCAAGGUGACAGUGGACGAUGUGAACGAGCCACCCGUCUUCUCCACACCGCUUAGCAAGAUGGACGUUUCGGAAGACGCCAGAGUGGGCACCUCCAUCGGGAGAGUCUCUGCCCAUGACCCAGACACCUCCAACAACGCCAUCAGGUACUCCAUUGACAGGAACACAGACUUGGAGCGCUUCUUUAACGUGGAUGCUCUAAGUGGGGUCAUCAGCACAGCCAAGCCUCUGGACCGGGAGGCCAACAUGGUCCAUAACCUCACCAUCUUCGCCAUCGAGAGCCAGGACCCAACCCAAAUUGGAAAAGGCGUCGCUCUCAUCACAGUGCUGGACAUAAAUGAUAAUGCCCCGGUCUUUGCCAUCGACUAUGAAACGCUCCUCUGUGAAAACGCCAUGCCAGGACAGGUGAUCCAGACCAUCAGCGCCGUCGAUAAGGACGAACCUCUGAGCGGACACCGCUUUUAUUUCGCCCUCGCUGCACCUGUUGCCGGCAACCUCAACUUCACCCUGCGAGAUAACAAAGACAACACGGCGUCCAUACUGACGAAGCGAGGUGGUUUCAGGAGACGGGAGCAGCCUAUGUACCGGCUGCCAGUGUUGAUUGUGGACAGUGGAAGUCCGGCGUUAAGCAGCACAAACACGCUCUCAGUGCGAGUGUGUGACUGUGACUCUGACGGCGUGGCCUUGUCUUGUGGAGCAGUGGCCUACACCGCGACUGGCCUGAGCACCGGCGCCCUCGUGGCUAUUUUAGGCUGCAUCAUCACGCUCCUGGUGAUGGUUCUGCUAAUUGUGACAAUGCGUCGGAGGAGGAAGGAGCCCCUGAUUCUCGAGGAGGAGAGGGACAUAAGAGAGAACAUCGUCCGCUACGACGACGAGGGCGGGGGAGAGGAGGACACGGAGGCCUUUGACAUGGUUACCCUCCGCAACCUGAACGUCAUCAGAGACCCCAGCGUCAGGCGAGACGUCACACCAGAUACUCCCACCUUCUUUCAUUACCCAUCAACUACUCGCCCGUCCUAUAAAUCCCUGCCAGACAACGUGGUGUUUCGAGAGUUUAUUUGGGAGCGACUUAAGGAUGCUGAUGUGGACCCGUCAGCUCCCCCGUAUGACUCUCUGCAGACAUACGCUUUUGAAGGCAGCGGCUCUGUUGCCGAGUCACUAAGCUCUUUGGAGUCACUAAGUACAGACUCAGAUCAGAACUAUGACUAUCUCAGCAACUGGGGACCACGCUUCAAAAAGCUGGCCGACCUGUACGGCAACAGCGACGGCACCAGUGUCUUCUCAUAGCCCCUAGGUGUCUCUCUUAACAUUUCUCAGACUUUGAAAAAAAAAAAAAAUACGAGUAAUUUAUUGUCAGAGAAAAUGAUUUUGUCUGCCUUAGCGCACCAGAGGAAAAGAUUCAAAGACAACACAAGAGAGAUUGAAAGAAAAACACUUUGACUUCAAAGGUUUUUGGUUUGUUUACCUCCUUGUGUGGAUUUUUGAAAAGCGUGCCAUGGUGAGUUUUGACACGGACUUCAAAAGUGGCUUGACUGAGGAGGAGACCUUGUGUGCAAAAGACAUUAAAGGUUUCAGAUCUUGGGCUCCAGUCCAACCAUUGACUGCAGGAUGCAUACAUGUUGGAGUAUUUAUACGAGGAGGCACCUGUCCUUUCAUUCCAGCGAUGGGCACGGGCCCAGCUCUCUUGCUUUGAUGCAUUCCUUUGCUAUCUUUGUGCUAAAAAAAAAAAAACGUUUCUCAUGAAAUGCUGCGUCCCUGGCGGCUAAUCAGCAGUCACUUGACUGUUCAGAGGAAAUUUGACAACAAUUUCCGUGGGGUUUAUUUUCUUCUUCUUUUUUUUUUCUUGGUUGGGGAUCAAGGUAAUGAGAAGCUGUUUUUCAUAAACAUUUUCCACAUUAUUCAUGGACUCGUACCUCUAUAUGAAAAGUUCAGCUGCACUCAUACAGUAUAAACAAGUAGUUGAUGUGCUAAGGAAGUGAUGUGAAGACAUGCUGUGCAAAUAAUAAAAAGAAUGACACGUCUUUGAUGUCUCCACUGGGUGAAACAGGAACGUAUAAUUUAUCUUAUUCUCCUAACAAUACAUUUUGCAGAUGUUGCAAUGUAGUGUUUGUCUGAGUCUGUUUUUUGUUCCGUCUUUCUAUUGACAAGUCCAAUGUAUGAUUUCUGAGCUAUAAAAUGUCAGGAUUCGGUUGUUCUGCUUUUGUACGAGGCGGUUGGGACCUGGGAACGUCUGCUACAAGAGACAGCUUUGUUGAAGGAUCAGUCCUUGUUGUGCUUGAUAGCGAGAUUCACACCAACUAGACUCUAGAAAAAAAGAAUGUGUUUCUGAAGUGACAGUCCUUAACUGGGUGAAGUUUGUAAGUAAAUUGCUUCUGUAGUUUUGAAGAGUCCGGCAUUUAUUGUCAUUCAGAAAUGAGAUGAAUAAUGUUCAUGGUUUGUUUGUUAAUUGAUGGUGAAAGGACACACUGUAUGAUCAUUUGUUUUUCCAGCUUAAACAAAUUAAUUGGGUGUACAACCGAUAUGUAUUAUUUAUUUGGAAGAGGCAGAAUUGUGCAAAUGAUGUUUUUAUCCUUUUUGCUGAAAAUAAAAUUGACAUUCAGUUCCUUAA
Molecule: messenger RNA, 4488 nt
Organism: Sebastes umbrosus (honeycomb rockfish)
Lineage: Eukaryota; Metazoa; Chordata; Actinopteri; Perciformes; Sebastidae
Gene: cdh7a
Product: cadherin 7a
Exons: 12
Coding region: 765-3167 (800 amino acids)
Biological process (GO): adherens junction organization; multicellular organism development; cell-cell junction assembly
Cellular component (GO): catenin complex; adherens junction; plasma membrane
Molecular function (GO): cadherin binding; calcium ion binding
Source: RefSeq, a predicted model, not a curated record